AUGAGCCAGCCACCACAACCACCACCACCAUCAGGUGCCAAACCAAUACAAAGAUUAAAGACUAUGAAGCCAUCAACACCUGGUGAUAUAAAUAAUAUACCCCCAUCUGCUCAUGGAAUAAAGAUUAAAAAAGAAUUCAAACCAAACGUACCAACAGUUAGAAAGAAAAACGAUAAAGAUCCAUUAGUAUCAGGACCAAUUACAGAUUUAAUUAAUGCAUCGUUAACACCAUUAAAUGUUGGUGAAAGACCAAAAUUAUCACAAGCAACAUCAAAACUUAGACCAAGUUUUAAUCCAAAUAGAAAGAAACCAGCAGCUAUACCAAUGAGUAAUUUAUUCAGUACACCAUUGGUUCAAGCAGAUACGCAACAAUCGUCAUAUGAAAUUAAUAAGAAAAAAGAAAAGAAAGAUUCAGAACUUUUAGCACAACUUUUCCAUGAAAUGGAGGUCGAUCCAAUGCAACCAUUCCACCCCACCCAUUUACCAUUGGUAGAUCCAAGAAAAAUUAUGAAGGCAUAUUCAUUAGAUGAUGCAUCCAAAGAUUUGGAUGAAAAAAGAAAAGAAUUAGAAUUAAAGAUGGCAAAUGGUGAAUUAUCAGAUCAAACCAAUUUCGAUUUGAAUGCAAACAUGUCAGAUAUUGGAAAGAAGAAAAAAGAACCUCAACAUAUAAAAUCAAGACCAUUCUAUAUAGACGACCAAUUUCAAGAUAAAGAUAAAUUAUUUUUCAUACAAUUACCAAACUCAUUACCAUCAACCAAAACUAAACCAAAUUUCAAUAUACCUUUCCCACCACCAGGUUUACUUAAACCACCUGCAGGUCAACCACAAUCACAACAACCUCCUUCACAACCAAUAAAUGUAGAUAAUAAUAAUAACAACAACAACAACAACAACAACAAUGCAAAUGGUGAAAAUGCAGCACCACCAACAUUAGAUGAAAAAACUUUUAUACCAAUGGUUUAUCCUGGAGAUUUCCCAAAUACUCUCAAAGAAUUGCCAAGUGGUCAAUUAGGUACUCUUAAAAUUUAUAAAUCUGGUAAAACAAUUCUUAAAAUUGGUCCUGUAGAGUAUGAUAUAUCUGCUGGUGAUAAAAUUAAAUUUUUAGAAGAGGUUAAUUGUUUUUCAAAAGAUGGUCCAACAUGCUAUACUUUGGGUACACCUGCUCAACAUUUAGUUGCUGCUCCAAUUAUUAGCGACAAUCUAAUUUAA
Messenger RNA from Dictyostelium purpureum, 1209 nucleotides. RefSeq lists its product as uncharacterized. NCBI's taxonomy places the organism in Eukaryota, Evosea, Eumycetozoa, Dictyosteliales, Dictyosteliaceae. The transcript has 2 exons. Gene Ontology annotation, cellular component: RNA polymerase III complex. Bases 1 to 1209 code for a protein of 402 amino acids. Gene Ontology annotation, biological process: transcription by RNA polymerase III. The record is from RefSeq and is a predicted model, not a curated record. Gene Ontology annotation, molecular function: DNA binding.